Messenger RNA from Protopolystoma xenopodis, 144 nucleotides. NCBI's taxonomy places the organism in Eukaryota, Metazoa, Platyhelminthes, Monogenea, Polystomatidea, Polystomatidae. The record is from the annotation of a GenBank genome assembly.
AUGCUCUUUAAGACACCGUCGAGACGCGUCAUGAGGCCAGCCUCCGCUCUUCGCGGAUUACGUCGCGACAGAAAGCCGAGAAACAACCUGCAAGUUGUUCCUUUGAUCGACUCUGUUCACACCGACCAUAUGACCAGACUGUGA